Spodoptera exigua (beet armyworm) is the source of this 853-nucleotide messenger RNA. The record is from the annotation of a GenBank genome assembly. Lineage: Eukaryota; Metazoa; Arthropoda; Insecta; Lepidoptera; Noctuidae.
AUUCACUUUUUUCUAUUGGGUUUCGCGUUAGCCAAUCAAAUAACAGAUAUCAACCAUAGACUACAAAUCUCCACCUCCAGAAGAAUAGAAUUUUUUUUUCUUUUUUUUUUUUUUUUUUUUUUUGGUGUCGGGUUGGAAAGUCCUCAUGGGGACCCACCGCCCUUGGGGAAGAGCGAAGGGUACUGUCAGACUCAUACUGACUAAAAACCAACCCGUUGUUCCUCCACUUAGCCAUGUGUCGGAGGGGCGGGUAUUGCCGAAGCAUUUUUCGCAUCCCCCCGACGGGUAAAGGCCCGCCAGAUGGUUAGGCGGGCCCCGUCACCCCGACCGCAGGACUCCACUAUGAGGCGCGCGCGGAACACGGCGCCGCCGCCUCGAGGCCUGCUGCUGGUCAGACGACAAGACGCCCCGAGUCUGUCGUCCGCAGGCCGCACCCUACUGUGGCCGCAGGUCGGCCAACCUACGACGUCUAGUGCAUCUGCUGCGGGAGGGGAGAGAGGAGGCAGCCUCUCUCUCCCUUUCCGCCGCAUCAAGGCCUCGCAGAAGGUAGCGACGGCACUCCACCCUGAAUCGCUCCCGACCAUAGUAGACACCGGACAGCCGGAAGCGAGAGAUUUCCCACAGCACCUACGGCCGCGACCAGGUCACGGCGCUGCUCGGACCAAGCUGGGCACUCCACCAAGAUAUGCAGCGCCGUAUCAUCGCGGCAAACAACACAAUGGUGGCACUGAGACGUUGGCUCCCGACCUAUGCGACACAGGUACUUCCCGAAACACCUGUGUCCGGUAAGCACCUGCGUCAGCCGGAAACUGAGGGCGCCGUGGCUCCUAUUGAGCCACUCCUCUAAAACGGG